Messenger RNA from Nicrophorus vespilloides, 2104 nucleotides. Its product is annotated as cytochrome P450 9e2-like. Lineage: Eukaryota; Metazoa; Arthropoda; Insecta; Coleoptera; Silphidae. The transcript has 4 exons. The coding region runs from base 279 to 1874 and encodes 531 amino acids. The record is from RefSeq and is a predicted model, not a curated record. Gene Ontology annotation, molecular function: iron ion binding; oxidoreductase activity, acting on paired donors, with incorporation or reduction of molecular oxygen; heme binding.
UGCAAUGGAAAUAUAAUGUAAUUUUACAAAAUGUUAUCAAACAUUGGCGUAAACUUAUCGCAUCCACUCAGUACAUCUUGAAAAUGAGAUAAGAUUAAUAAAUCGAUGCUGAUUUGGAAUAUGUUUUGAUGGUUGUAUAUAACAGAACAUGAAUUACGCACUUAAAAAAUAAUGUGUAUAACGGUACUUUAUCUAUAGAAGUAGACGACAUAUAUCAUCACUCGUGUUAUAACCGCGCUUGUUGAUUUUUGUUGUGUGAUUGAUUAAUUCAUAAUAAAAUGCAUUUAUCAGUUUACUUGAUUAUAAUUGUAUUGCUAUUAUUGGGUUUGCUAAUAUACAAAUAUGCAUUCAAACCUUUUUCGUAUUGGAAAGAAAGGAAUGUUUUGUACAGCAAGGAUUUGAUUCCCAUGUUCGGAAAUACCUGGAAAUCGACAUUCAAGAAAAUAAGUAUGUUUGAUAAUUUCAUUGAAUUGUACGAGGAGUAUCCAAACGAAAGCUACAACGGUAUAUAUAACUUCAAUAUGUCUUCGUUGCUGGUCAGAGAUUUGGAAACGUUGAAGCAGAUCUGCGUUAAAGAUUUCGAUUACUUCACGGAUCACAGACAUCAAGUGGUAAGUGGACUGGAAGAGCUUUUCUUCAAGAAUUUGGUUCAACUUAAUGGUGAUGAAUGGAAACACAUGAGGGCAACUUUGAGUCCGGCUUUCACCGGAAGUAAGAUGAAGGGUAUGUUCGUGAUGAUCUCGGAAUGCGCAAAGCAAUUUGCAGAGAAUUUCGUUGAUCAUAGAGAUGAAGUAGCUGAAAUCGACAUGAAGGAUUUGUUCAGUAGAUUCACCAACGACGUGAUCGCGAGUUGCGCGUUCGGCGUUCAAUGCGAUUCGAUUAAAGAUAGAGAAAACGACUUUUACAUGAUGGGUAAAGACGCUAUGCAAUUUGAAGGUUUCAGAUUAUAUAAAUUCUUCCUGUUCGCCGUGUUUCCCAAGCUGUUCCAAUUCUUUAAAUGCAGGGUCUUUCCGAAGACAACCUCUGACUUUUUCAUGAACAUUAUUCAAGAGACUUUCGAAUAUAGAUCAGCUAAUGGUGUUGUAAGACCCGAUAUGCUUCAUCUUCUUAUGGAAGCUAAGAAAGGAAAAUUGAAGCACGAGGACAAUCAAGAUGAUAAAGUGGAUAAAGGUUUCGCUGUCAUCGAGGAAUCUUCAAUUGGAAAACGGGAAAUCGUGCAGAAAGAGAUCACGAACGAGGAUAUUGCAGCUCAGGCGUUCAUAUUUUUCUUCGCCGGUUUCGAAACUGCCUCCGUUAUUUUAAGUAUGAUGGCCAACGAACUAGCUAUUAACGUCGAUGUUCAGGAAAAGCUGCAAAAGGAAAUCGAUGAUGUCAUGGAGGAACACAAUGGAAAACCAACGUACGAAGCUGUUAUGGGAAUGAAAUAUAUGGAUAUGGUCGUUUCAGAGGUUUUGAGGAAAUGGCCUGCAGCUCCUGUUACAGAUCGAGAAUGCACGAAAGAGUACACGCUGAAAGGAAAAGGAACUAGCUACACUUUGCAGAAAGGAGAAAACAUCACCAUACCAAUCAUAGGAUUGCAAAGAGAUCCACGUUACUUCCCAAAUCCAGAUAAAUUUGAUCCUGAGAGAUUUUUAGAUGAAAAUAAGAAAAAUAUUAUUCCUUAUACGUACAUACCUUUCGGCGUUGGACCUAGAGCUUGCAUUGGAUCACGCUUCGCUUUGAUGGAAAUCAAACUCAUGUUCGUUCAUUUGCUUUCCAAAUUCGAUUUGGUCGUGACCAAGAAAACUGCAGUUCCUAUAACUUUAUCCAGGAAAACAAUAAGGGUUCAACCUGAAGGUGGAUAUUGGGUUGGAAUGAAAAAACGUCAACAAUAAAUAAUUAAUUAUAGAAUCUAAUGAUUUGAACAUUUUUUUGGUACACACUGUUAUUAUUUAUUGAAGUAAUUGUGAUGAAAACAGUAACAAUAAUUUCAAUAAAUUGAUAACUUAUUAUCACAAGGACCUGUUGUGUUGUUGCCUGGGUUAAAAGAUACACGGACAGUUGCAUUGGUUUAAUCCAGUGAUUCCCAAAGUGGUCUAUAUCGACCCCCAGGGGUCUGAAAAGG